Haliaeetus leucocephalus (bald eagle) is the source of this 1420-nucleotide messenger RNA. Its product is annotated as serpin B4-like. Gene Ontology annotation, biological process: negative regulation of endopeptidase activity. Lineage: Eukaryota; Metazoa; Chordata; Aves; Accipitriformes; Accipitridae. The transcript has 9 exons. The record is from RefSeq and is a predicted model, not a curated record. The coding region runs from base 143 to 1420 and encodes 425 amino acids. Gene Ontology annotation, molecular function: serine-type endopeptidase inhibitor activity.
CUUACCUCUACUCUUGAACUGCUGCCUUAUGUCACAACUGUCCAGACAGGGAUAAGGAAAGAUUCAAGAUUCCACAAAAGGUCCCCUAGUUGUACUAACUGGUUGCAACAGACAGGAAUGUGACUCACCAUGAGCAAAAAUUAUGCUGCCACUGGGAGUGGCAAUGGCUUUAUAUCCCAUUGCUCCAGAAGCCCUGUCAUCAAGCUCAACAGUCAACUUGACACCAUCAGUCCUGAGGAGAAGAGAGCUGAGCAAAAGAAAAAGAAAUGAAAACAUCUUCUUCUCCCCACUAAGUCUCUCAGCUGCUUUUGGGAUGGUUGUCCUCGGAGCCAGGGGCAACACACUCGAACAGAUUGAGAAGGUGGGUUUCCUUUGCUCUGAAGAGGGGAUGGUGGUAUUUCAUUUCAGUGAAGUUUUAAGCAGUACAAGCCAGGGAAAUAGAUACCCUUCUGAGAAGUGCGAAGAAGCUGGAGGAGUCCAUUCCCAGUUCCAGACUCUGUUGACUGCAGUCAAUGAACCCAGACCAGGCUGCUCUCUCACCAUUGCCAACAGGCUUUUUGGAGAAAUCACUUAUCCGUUCUUCCAGCAAUACUUGGAUUCCACAAAGAAAUUCUAUCGAGCAGAACUGGAACCAGUUAAUUUUAAAUACACUGAAGAAGAAGCCAGAGAGAAGAUUAACUUCUGGGUGGAAAAUGAGACAAAAGGUAAAAUCAAAGACCUAUUUUCUGCUGGGUUUAUUGAUCCCUCUACUGUGCUGGUCCUGGUCAAUGCUAUAUAUUUUAAAGGAAAGUGGGCAGUAGAAUUUAAGAAAGAAGACACUAAGGAAACAUAUUUCCAACUGAACAAGAAUGAGAGAAGGACAGUGCAGAUGAUGUUUCAAGAAGGUUAUUUUAACAUGGCCAUCAUAGAGGAACUGAAAAUGAAAGUGAUAGAGCUCCCAUACUUUAAUAAUGAUCUGAGCAUGUUCAUUCUUCUUCCUGAAGUUGUCUGUGAGGACUUUACUGGCCUAGAACAGCUUGAAUGCACCCUCACGUAUGAAAAGCUAGCAGGAUGGACCAGCUCGGCUAGGAUGCAAAAGCUGAGAGUGAAGGUGUACCUGCCUCAGUUCAAGAUGGAGGAAAGUUAUGUUCUCAACAAAACUCUCCAGGAGAUGGGAGUGAUGAAUGUUUUUGACUGGGGAAAAGCUGAUUUGUCAGGAAUCUCUACGAAAGAUGGUUUGGUUGUGUCCAAGGCCAUUCAGAAGUCAUUUGUGGAAGUCAAUGAAGAGGGCACGGAAGCAGUUGGUGCCAUGGGGCUUGUUGCAGUACCUCUGUGUCGCCCAAUUUCUUAUGAGUUCAAAGCUGACCAUCCAUUCCUCUUCUUCAUCAGACACAACCCAACCAACACUAUUCUCUUCUUUGGAAGAUAUUCCUCCCCUUAA